UCUUGGAAAGUCUGCAACUGUCAUUCAUGAUUUGAAUAAUGAAACACUGCGCUAGUAAUGUAUUUUUAUUCUUAGUAUGAUACAUUUCGAGACUUUACUUUUAUCAUAAAGAGAAAAUAUUUAUUAGGUAUUUUACGCAGUGUUGUGUGUCUAUUGUUCUGUAUCUCUUGCCAUGAAAUUGUGUUUUUACGGUUUACUGCAGUUGGACGGAUUUCUUUUGUCCGAUUUUCCGAAACAUCCGAUAAAAUAUCUAUGCAAAUAUUUGUACUUAAUCAUGAGAAUAAAUUUUCACAAAGCAUCGUCCAAAUUGUGAAAAAUUAUUUAACUUAUUCAAUGUUUCAUUAUUUUUUAAUCAUGAACAUUUGCUAAAGAUUGUGUCGUGGUUAGCUUAAGAUUUUUAGUAACAAUCGAAAGCUACUCCAGCUUCCAACAUCGUACUCGAAUCCCAUAGCGCACCACUUUAUAUAUUAUUCCGGAAACAUGUGAACCAAUAUUUAAAUCACCUAAGAAGGAUUUAUGAAAGUUUUCUUUAAUGUUCGAUCGGUUUCACCUGAACGCCAGUUGUACUGUACUCACUUAAGUUGCUCUUUCCACUGGCUCAAACAAAGAAGAUAACAGAGUAACUGUAACUGACGUUUCUGUUUACCUGUGAACUGUGAAGUGUGAACUUCUGAAGCGGGCAAGAAUUGAAAUGCGUGUUGACGUUUAUGACAUGUUAUCCCAAUGUUGUGAUGGGUUAUACGACGUCUGUUGUAUCUUGUUUGUUGGCUAUUGUUCCAGUGAUUGGGGAUUUUGUGGUUAGUGCAAGUGACAACCGAUUAGCCAAGUCAUUAUCAGACAAUUUAACUCAUGGUGUAAUUGGUUUUUUAACAUGGUUGUUGGUGUGCGUUCAUUAUGCACACGUAUCAGCCUACGUUUCAUUAGCUGAGUCUGCUGCUUGUUGUUUGGCAGCUUCUGCAAUUGAUGUGGAUCAUUUUGUAGCAGCAAGAUCCGUGUCUCUUGAGAAUGCUCUACAAUUGAAGUCUCGUCCAUUCCUGCACUGCACAUCAAUACCAUUAUUAGUUUUUGGUAUAGGAGUAGUUGUUGGUUAUCUACUGAAAUACUCUGUGAUGAAAAGAUAUUCAUGGUUACUUAUUGCAGCAUUACUCAGUCAUCACAUUAGAGAUUCUACUAGACGGGGCUUGUGGCUUUGGCCCUGCGGUACAACUUACCCAUUACCAUAUUAUUUAUAUGUAAUUAUUACUGUACUGAUACCAUUCUUAAUUGUAGCUGGAAUGAAACUGACAGAUACCACAUACAAUUAUGAUACAAUAAGUGUAUAGUACUGGUUAUCUAGUUCUAAAAGAGAUUUGUUACACUGUUAUAAAACUUUGAUAUCAAUACUAAUGUCCAGAUUUGCAGACAUCACUGCCAAAUUGUUGUCUUCUAUCUCUGACACUGCAUUAUUGUUGUAACUUUCAUACUUUCUCUGAAAUACUGGGAUUUAGAUAAGAAUAUGCACUAUCAUCAUUAUUGUGUAAAAAAAGUCAGUAGUAUGUUGAAGUAUAUAUUUUGCUUUAUAGUUUAGUUUCCUGAACUUGGGAAUGAGUAGAUCCGAAUUCUUAAAAUGAGUACCAAUAUUGUAAAAAUAAAUUUGAGAACUAUUUACUUGUGGGGAAACAGCCCUGGUGGGUGUUGUUGCCUAAACUGUAUACAUGGAAAGCUUACAUAUAUGUUUGGUCUUCUUUCGUCUGUCCUUUAUUAGAAGUGCCCAAAGUAUGUAAGUAAAUAUUUUCUUAGAACUUUACUUUAUGCCUAACUUAGAUCAGGAUAAAUGAUAGAUUCUCUUUUAUGAUACUCUCCAAGAGGAAAGAUGAUGGUGCAGUUUGAGAAGUUUGCUUUGCCAAAGGGUAUAAAGAAGUAUUCACUCUUUCACAUUCACUAUCCUUGGAACAGUAUGACUACAGAUUCCAUCCAUGAGUCAUUCUGGGUCCCCAUAGUUAUCACCAAGCACUAAAGUGUCAGUGCCACUAAAUGCUAUACCAACUACACGUGUCAAUGUGUCUGCUGUGAUGACUGCACAUGAUGCUUCAAUGCUCACUUGUAGAACCUUCACUGUAGUUUGCAGUUGUUAAGAAAUUUCAGACAUGAUCUUCCAUUGGUAGAAAUGUGGAUGUGAGGCCUGUAGUGUGUGGCAGGCAAAAGGCAUUUUUUAUCUAUCCAUUGACGUGAGUCAAUGUUAGCAGUGUGCAUCAUUAUCAUCGUCAUCUUGUUAUAGGUAAAAUUUCUCGUCUCCUAAAAGUGAUGGAAUAAUGGAGAAAAAUCAUUAUUUGGAGCAUAUUAAGAUACACCUCACCAGUUACAGUACAUUUAAAGAACUGAUCAAUCAAACCAUGUGAUGAUGAACAACAUAGUGAUCCCCUGUCAGAUUCACUUCGAUACCCACAAGAAUAUGUGUGUCUACAAGAUCAGAGAUCACAUAUUUAUGAUAGUUUACACCUCAUCAGACAUACCACUUUUGUUAUUUCUUUAAAACCCUUCAUCCUUGUGACCUAGGUCUCCACACUAACCACAGUACUGAAACAUUUAGUCCAGGCUGUGCUUGUUCAUAACAGUAUGUAGUUUUGAAAUGAGCAAUUCAUUUUACACCUUUUACAGUUGGUUGUUUCUUCUGUUUGCCAUACUCCACAUUUGUGUGCAUGCUGAUUCACAGAUGUUUCAGUGUUUGUGUAAAGUGGUAGCUGAAUUUGGUUCUUUUGUUUUCUCCUGUAUCUUCACUUAUUGACAUCAGUAACAGGAGUAUUAGCUUCAAAUUUAUUCCAAAUGUAGAUAAUUAUUUGAACAUAUCUAAAAACAAAGAUGAUGUGACUUACCAAAUGAAAGUGCUGGCAGGUCGACAGACACACAAACGAACACAAACAUACACACAAAAUUCAAACUUUCACAACAAACAACAAACUCAUCAGGAAAGAGGGAAGGAGAGGGUAAGACGAAAGGAUGUGUGUUUUAAGGGAGAGGGUAAGGAGUCAUUCCAAUCCCGGGAGCGGAAAGACUUACCUUAGGGGGAAAAAAGGACGGGUAUACACUCGUGCGCACACACAUUCAUAUCCAUCCACACAUAUACAGACACAAGCAGACAUAUUUAAAGACAAAGAGUAUCAUUAUAUUUAAUAAUAAUAAUAAUAAUAAUAAUAAAGUAUAAUUAUUUGAACAGGUGGAUGACUAACACGUUUGCUUCUUCAGUUGCAUUUAUUUAUUUUCAGACUCCCAGUAGCACUUCAGCACAGCCUUGUGGUAAUCUAUUUAAAACCUUAUUUAGCCAUUCUUGUUCCAAUGUCGCCUUCUCACAAUGUGAAUGUAAGUCGUGACUCACACCAUUGAUUGGAAAAGAAUUGAACUAUAUUUCCAUGCAGGAGUCAUACUCCAUUUGAAUCUAAUUCAAAGAAGCUAAUUAUUAGAGAAUUAGUUCAGGGUUUUUUUUUCAUUAAAAAAUACUGUCUGAAUCCUCUGCUCUAUAAUGGAAAGUUAAUAUACCUAGAAAGAAAUUGCUAAGAGGACACUAUAACAUUCCAACAUAUUGACUUCCAACAUUAUCAGAUUAUGCACAGCACAUUCCUAACUACCCCUGAUGCUCCUUUGAUUGUACAGAAAUGAUAAUACUGGGUCAGUUGCACUUUGCUAUUUGUUCCUGUUGAUCAGUCUCACUUAUCACUCUGGGGGUAAGUAUUUCUGGUGUAAAGCUCUAAUCAUUAAUAAAAUCUGAUUGGUUAAUCCCCAACCUGUCCUGUGAUAUUCAUGUUUUACACUUUAAAAUCAAGUUGAAAUAAAGAAACAACUUUUACACUAAUAACUUAAUAGACCACAAUAUUUAUGGAACUUUUGCAAGAUCUACUUGUAGUAUGUUUUGUAACAUAGUUAUGAACGCACUUGUAUUAUCUAGUCAGGCUGUGAUGUAAAGCUGUGAUGUAUAGGAUAAAUAAUGUAUCUCCUCCCUUCAGGAGUGAUCAGUAGUGGUAUUUUUAUAGUUCCUUACUCCUUGGUGAAGAAAUGUGUUAUUUAUGAUAUACCAUAUAUUGGUAUUUAAUUAAAGAUAAACACAUAAAAUAUAGUCAGAGUUUGUGUCUAUUGCAGUGGGCAUUAUAUCCUUAUAUGACUGUGAUGUUCAAAGUUCAAUCUUGCCAAAGGCAAACAUUUUAUUAACUUAAGCUGCAGUAUCCAUUGUAGCAUGACAUUUGUACAGGUAAUAUUGUUUUUUUAUAGAUGUGUCAAAUUCUGUACUCUGAAACCUCAGAUGUACUUGAUAUUUAAUUUUACCAGAGACUAAUGUAUUUACAAUAUUUUAAAUAAAAAAAGUGUUUUAAGUGGUGUAUAUUAAUAUGAGUGUGUGUGCGCGAUGUAAACAGUGCUUAAAUAAAGACUCUAAUUAUAAGAAA
Molecule: messenger RNA, 4412 nt
Organism: Schistocerca serialis cubense
Lineage: Eukaryota; Metazoa; Arthropoda; Insecta; Orthoptera; Acrididae
Product: transmembrane protein 267
Exons: 2
Coding region: 708-1322 (204 amino acids)
Source: RefSeq, a predicted model, not a curated record